This is a messenger RNA of Strongylus vulgaris, 689 nucleotides long. The record is from the annotation of a GenBank genome assembly. Lineage: Eukaryota; Metazoa; Nematoda; Chromadorea; Rhabditida; Strongylidae.
AAGCAGACCAGCCAUUACACGUAAUCGUUAACAGUUUUGUUUUUUAGGUAUGGACAAAGUUGGAGUUUUGGUUUCACGCAAUUGCAUCAUUCUGUGCAUCUGCUGUUUGUAUAAUCUAUAUUUCCAAUAUACUUGGUCUCAUGAGACAGUCAGAUAUCAGUCAGCCUGAGGUAGUGUAUAGCUACCAUGGAAUAGCUUCAAUCAUCGGAAGGGCUCUGCUCACGCUCCUUCUUGGUCUCACCAAAGUUCAUAUAGCUGUAGUAAUGAUUUGCAACUACAUAAUUGCUCAGACAGCCAUAUCUUCUGCAGCAUUUUGCUAUACAAUUUGGCCUUUUCGUAUCCAAAAUUUCUUCUCUGGAUUUGGUAUAGGUCUCUUUCAAGCCACUAUUGCGCAGUUUCUGCUUCUAAUAGUUGGACCAUCGCAACUUCCGGGGGCUUUAGGAUACACAAACUUACUAAAUGGUGCUGCCGCUUUUGUGGCAGUUCAAAUUGCAGGCACUGUCACGCAAAAAUAUCACAGCAUUCGUGCGGCUUUCUACAUAACAAUAAUCUUCGGAAUGACUGCAGUCAUAGUUGCCAUAUUGAACUCGGCUUUCAUUCUGGUUAGGCAAAGGGCUGCAAGAAAAAAAGCGGAAAAGUCCGCAGAAAUUCCUGAACUUCGAGCAAUGCUACAAACUUCUGAAGAGUGA